AUGUUUACGCUUGCCCCUAUCUUGUCAGGCGCUGCUGGGGUGAAUCACUUCGUUGGCCGAGGUGACGAGCUUAGACGUCUGCAUGAGACGCUGAGAUGGACGGGCGAGCGCCGCACCGCCGUGCUGCACGGUCUAGGUGGCAUGGGAAAAACUCAGUUGUCGAUAGAGUACACGAAGCGGCACCGUAGUGACUACUCGGCUAUACUUUGGCUCAACGCAAGAGACGAAACAUCACUAAAGCAAAGCUUUCGACAGGCGGCCCGGCGAAUCUUACGGGAGCACCCGACUGUGUCGUAUGUACAGAAUGCCAUGGUCAAUCAGGACCUCGACGGGACAACGGAAGCAGUGAAGCGAUGGCUGGAUGAAGCGAGGAACGACCGCUGGCUUGUCAUCUACGAUAAUUAUGAUGACGUCAGAUUGGAUCGCCGCUACGGUAUGGAUCAGAGUGUCCGAUGUGUCGCCGAGCAGAGUGGGACCGCCGCCGGCAACACAAGCCAACCCGAGGCAGCAAAUACGAAGGCGUACGAUAUCCGUCCAUACUUCCCCGAAACAAACCACGGCGCCGUCGUCAUCACGACCCGGUCCUCGACGGUGAAACUUGGGCAGUUGAUCCGACUGAGUAAACUAGGGGACAUCAAUGACAGCUUAGCGAUACUAGAAUCAACAUCUAAUCGUGUCAAUCUAAGCCAAGAUGUCAAUGCCAACGUGCUUGCGCGACGACUCGACGGUCUUCCGCUUGCUCUCUCGACAGCUGGAGCUUACCUUAACCAAGUUUCGACGACCUGCGCCGAGUACCUCCAACUGUAUGACGAAUCAUGGCUGCGAUUACAGAGAGAGAGUCCGCAACUUUUGGAUUACGAUCAAGCGUUGUAUUCUACAUGGGGAGUCUCCUUUAACCACAUUCAGCAGCAGAGCAGAGGCGCAGCUAUGCUCCUUCGACUGUGGGCAUACUUCGACAACGAGGACCUGUGGUUUGAGCUGCUGCAGGAGGCAGGGGCAAAGGGGCCGGACUGGCUACAAGACAUAACGGAAGACAAGUUCAACUUCAACGCAACAAUCAGAGUCCUUUGCGAACAUGGACUAGUAGAGGCCGACCCUCCCACAAAAGAGACUGGGAUAGACUCACGAGGAUAUAGUGUGCAUGGAUGUGUACACGCGUGGAUGAUACACGUGCUGAAUACUGGAGUAGAUGAGGAGAUGUCUUGGACAGCGAUGAGAUGUGUAGCAUCGCAUGUCCCAGGCAAUGAGCAGAAGGAGUAUUGGAUGGUACAACGACGACUUUUGCAACAUGCAGACCGAUGCAUCAAUAGGACAACGACAGAUACGGGGGAGGACGAAGAUGCAUGGGUGUUUCACGGGCUAGGCAACCUCUACAAGGACCAGGGCCGACUCAAGGAAGCCGAGGCGAUGUACGAGCGGGCUCUUCAAGGCACAGAGAAGGCAUGGGGGCCAGAGCACACGUCAACACUCUCGACGGUCAACAAUCUAGGCCUUCUCUACAAGAGCCAGGGCCGACUCAAGGAAGCCGAGGCGAUGUACGAGCGGGCUCUUCAAGGCAAAGAGAAGGCAUGGGGGCCAGAGCACACGUCAAUACUCUCGACGGUUAACAAUCUAGGCCUUCUCUACGCGGACCAGGGCCGACUCAAGGAAGCCGAGGCGAUGUACGAGCGGGCUCUUCAAGGCACAGAGAAGGCAUGGGGGCCAGAGCACACGUCAACACUCUCGACGGUCAACAAUCUAGGCCUUCUCUACAAGAGCCAGGGCCGACUCAAGGAAGCCGAGGCGAUGUACGAGCGGGCUCUUCAAGGCAAAGAGAAGGCACUAGGGCCAGAGCACACGUCAACACUCAUGACGGUCGACAAUCUAGGCCUUCUCUACGCGGACCAGGGCCGACUCAAGGAAGCCGAGGCGAUGUACCAGCGGGCUCUUCAAGGCUUUGAGAAGGCAUGGGGGCCAGAGCACACGUCAACACUCAUGACGGUCAACAAUCUAGGCAACCUCUACGCGGACCAGGGCCGACUCAAGGAAGCCGAGGCGAUGUACCAGCGGGCUCUUCAAGGCUACGAGAAGGCACUGGGACCAGACGCCAUAAAGACAUACAUUCCCGCCUUGAACACACUUCAGAACCUUGGUUCUUUUUUUGAGAAGCUUGGCGAAAAUAGUAAAGCCAUCUCAUACUACCAACAGGCACAGAACGGCUUUCUAUCCGUACUGGGGUCCCAGAACGAGCGGUAUACAUAUGUAUCUGAUAAAAUCGGCUCAUUACAGCUUUCCGCACAAGAUGUGGAUAUUGCGCCUAGCGUAGAGAAGUCAGGACGAGGGCUUCAUGCUAGAUGGAAGAGAUUGACGGGACACUUGAAGGGGCCGUAG
Molecule: messenger RNA, 2370 nt
Organism: Colletotrichum spaethianum
Lineage: Eukaryota; Fungi; Ascomycota; Sordariomycetes; Glomerellales; Glomerellaceae
Product: nephrocystin-3
Exons: 2
Coding region: 1-2370 (789 amino acids)
Cellular component (GO): kinesin complex
Molecular function (GO): protein binding
Source: RefSeq, a predicted model, not a curated record